ACUCCUUGACUUUGAAAUGUAUCUCCCCAAGGCCUCGCUUUUGACCAUGUGGAGUCUGCCAGCCGCAGCCCAGUUCACCACCGGUGCCAACCCACUGACCAUUACCCAAGGUGAGAAGGAUGUUGUUCCGUCUACGUCCUGGACACCCUGGGCACCCCAGACUCAGUGGAAGAUUCAGAGACAACUACUGUCCAGGCCCACCAUUCUGAUCAGCCAGGCCGUUGCCAUAGAACAGAGAGAAGAGGUGACCCUCUACUGCGACACCAAGGACGCCAACGUUACCAUCCGUUGGUUCUCCAGCGAUCUCCCCCUCAUGUUCCAUGAGCGCAUGCUGCUGUCCACAGACCGCAAGACCCUCACCAUCCUGCCUGUGCAGUGGGAGGACUACGUGCCUUACAGAUGCCAGGCUCAGGGUUUCCACCAGGCCUAGAGCAGUGAUCCUGUCCUCCUGACUGUGCACUAUGGUCCUGACCCAUUUGAGAUCAAGGUGGAUUCUGGUGUAUCCAGCGGUGGGGGAGUGGUUGAGGUGACAGAGGGCUCCACUGGGACCUUCUCUGUGGAAACACCCUCUCACCCACCUCCUGACUAUUCCUGGUUUUUCCACAAUAAUUCCACCCCAUCUUCCUCCAAGAGAACGGCCACCAUCCAGGCUGUGUCCAUGGAACACGAAGGCAUGUACAGGUGCCUGGUGUCCAACAGUGCCACCCACCUGCUCUGCAUGGCUGCUCUUCCAAAAAUGCUGCCCAAGCCUCACAUUGUGUCCGCAAGCCUGACUCCCGUGGAAAAUGCCAGCUCCGUGACGCUGACCUGCCAGACCUCCCGCAAGGUGACUGCAGUCCUGUGGUUCCUGAGGAGCCAGGCCCUCCGGCCGAGCGAGCACCUGAUGCUUGCCGGCAACCGGAGCCUGGUCCGCGGCCUCCAGCGAGACGACACGGCCCUAUGGGUGCGAGGUCUGGAGCCUGGUCCGCGGCCUCCAGCGAGACGACACGGGGCCUAUGGGUGCGAGGUCUGGAGCCGGGACGGCCAGGCGCGAAGGGAGCCCCUCACGCUCACCAUCAGCUAUGGUCCAGAUCGAGUGGACAUCACCAGCAGGGCGUUGUCUGGGGCGGUCAGCACUAUCCAAGCAGAGCUCAACUCCAGCCUGACCCUGCAGCGUCAGGCAGAGUCCCAGCCAGGCGCUAAGUUUCACUGGACCCUUGAGCACUCCACCGCUGUGUAAGUGGGGAAGCAGCUAAUCAUUGAGGCCCUAACCUGGGAAUACGAGGGCAUCUACAACUGCACGGCCUCCAACCCAGUGACGCACCUGGCCCGCUCUGCCUCCGUCCUGGUCAGAGUGGCAGGUCCCAGGUCUUCCCUGUCUGCAAGAGUCAUUGCUGGCAUUGCCCUUGGGAUCCUGACUCUCAUUUCCCUAUCCACAGGGCUGGACUAUUUCCUCUGCAACGGAAACGCCAGAUGGUACUACCCCCAGAACCCCCAGAGCAGUUUUAUGAGAAAGAUCUACCAUCAGCACCCCCCAGGAACUAUUCCCACAGCCCCAGAAAACCCCUGCCCAAAGUUGCUGUGGAUCCAUCAGUCCCCACUCUCCCAAAAGGAAAUAUAG
This is a messenger RNA of Mustela erminea (ermine), 1600 nucleotides long. RefSeq names its product CEA cell adhesion molecule 20 (gene CEACAM20). The record is from RefSeq and is a predicted model, not a curated record. Lineage: Eukaryota; Metazoa; Chordata; Mammalia; Carnivora; Mustelidae. Gene Ontology annotation, cellular component: cell surface. Gene Ontology annotation, biological process: heterophilic cell-cell adhesion.